CCUUCUCGUUACAAAGCGCUGAUCAUUAUCUAACAAGGCAAACAGAUGAACACGUGCAGAAGGAGAAUUUAAGCUCUUCUCUCUCGCUGCUGGGAGCUCCACGUUUGAAAAAGCUGCAAAGAUGUCCUCGUGUGARUUUGAGUCYGUGGAGAAAUCCCUGGAGUCUCACCUGCCCGAGGCUGAGCUGGCCCAGGUGAAGAGGAUCUUAUAUGGGAAGGAAACAGUGAAGCUGGAGCUCCCGGCCUUCGCUGUUGAAGCUGCUUCUGAGCGUGACUUUGAGCUGAAGGGUUACAAGUUUGAUGCUGCACAGGAGCAACUCAGACCACCCAGACGAAUCAGAGUGGGACUCGUCCAGCACCGCAUCGUUUUACCAACCGAUGCCCCGAUCCUGGACCAGAUCAGCRCGCUGCACAGUCGUGUUGGUGAAAUCGUUGAGGUUGCAGCCAUGUGUGGCGUGAACAUCAUCUGCUUCCAGGAGACCUGGACCAUGCCCUUUGCUUUCUGCACCCGGGAGAAAGAACCGUGGACGGAGUUCGCAGAGUCCGCUGAGGAAGGAAGCACCACACGUUUCUGCCAGGAGCUUGCCCUGAAAUACAACAUGGUGAUUGUCUCCCCCAUUCUGGAGCGAGAGGAGCUGCACAGCACUCUGUGGAACACCGCAGUGGUGAUCUCCAACUCUGGAACUGUGCUGGGAAAGAGCAGGAAGAACCACAUUCCCAGGGUCGGAGACUUUAAUGAGUCCACGUAUUAUAUGGAGGGGGACACAGGCCACACUGUGUUCCAGACACAGUUUGGGAGGAUUGCAGUGAACAUCUGCUAUGGACGUCAUCAUCCCCUCAACUGGUUCAUGUUCAGCAUGAAUGGAGCUGAGAUCAUCUUUAACCCCUCUGCCACUGUUGGUGCUCUCAGUGAACCCAUGUGGCCCAUCGAGGCCAGGAAUGCAGCCAUAGCUAACCACUGUUUCACCUGUGCCAUCAACCGUGUCGGGACAGAACAGUUCAAAAGCGAAUUCACAUCUGGUGAUGGAAAAAAAGCUCACCAUGACUUUGGACACUUCUAUGGGUCCAGUUACGUAGCUGCUCCUGAUGGCAGCCGGACCCCCGGGCUGUCUAGGACCCGUGAUGGCCUGCUGGUAGUAGAGAUGGACCUGAACCUGAACAGACAAGUCAGUGAUAAAUGGACUUUUAAG
Molecule: messenger RNA, 1189 nt
Organism: Austrofundulus limnaeus
Lineage: Eukaryota; Metazoa; Chordata; Actinopteri; Cyprinodontiformes; Rivulidae
Gene: upb1
Product: ureidopropionase, beta
Molecular function (GO): beta-ureidopropionase activity
Source: RefSeq, a predicted model, not a curated record